Notechis scutatus (mainland tiger snake) is the source of this 1267-nucleotide messenger RNA. The record is from RefSeq and is a predicted model, not a curated record. NCBI's taxonomy places the organism in Eukaryota, Metazoa, Chordata, Lepidosauria, Squamata, Elapidae.
AUGACACAGCAGUGGAUGACAAUCCAGGAUGACAAUGAAAAUGCUUAUAGAGUAGCGGUGAAGACUCUGGUGGACUGGUGCAAUAAAAAACUAGAUCAAAGGUUAGAGAUUAAACCAGAAAUAGGUAUCAGUUUUGGCCGUAUUGGCCGUCUGGUCACCAGAGCAGCAACCAGCAAUGGCAAAGUCCAAGUCGUCGCCAUCAAUGACCCAUUCAUUGAUGUGAAUUACAUGGUGUACAUGUUUAAAUAUGACUCUACUCAUGGCCGCUUCCCUGGAACUGUCCAUGCUGAGAAUGGAAAACUUGUCAUCAAUGGACAUGCCAUCACUGUUUUCCAAGAGCGUGAUCCUGCAAACAUUAAGUGGGGUGAGGCUGGUGCCGAAUAUGUUGUGGAAUCAACUGGUGUUUUCACCACCACAGAGAAAGCUAGUGCUCACUUGAAGGGUGGUGCUAAACGUGUUAUAAUAUCUGCCCCAUCAGCUGAUGCUCCCAUGUUUGUGAUGGGUGUCAAUCAUGAUAAAUACGACAAAUCUUUGAAAGUUGUCAGCAAUGCUUCUUGCACUACCAACUGCCUGGCACCACUGGCCAAAGUCAUCCAUGACAACUACGGCAUUGUGGAAGGUCUUAUGACCACAGUUCAUGCCAUCACGGCCACACAGAAGACUGUGGAUGGCCCCUCUGGGAAGCUGUGGAGAGAUGGCAGAGGAGCAGCUCAGAAUAUCAUCCCAGCAUCCACAGGUGCAGCCAAGGCUGUAGGCAAAGUCAUUCCUGAUCUGAAUGGGAAACUCACAGGAAUGGCUUUCCGUGUCCCAACUCCAAAUGUUUCUGUUGUGGACUUAACAUGCCGCUUAGAGAAACCAGCGAAGUAUGAUGAUAUUAAGAAAGUUGUGAAGGCAGCUUCUGAAGGCCCAAUGAAGGGUUUUCUGGGAUACACAGAGGACCAGGUGGUCUCUUCUGACUUCAAUGGUGAUACCCACUCUUCCAUCUUUGAUGCAGCUGCUGGCAUUGCUCUCAAUGAUCAUUUUGUCAAGCUGGUCUCCUGGUAUGAUAAUGAAUAUGGAUACAGCAGUCGUGUGGUAGACCUGAUGGUUCAUAUGGCAUCUAAGGAGUAAAGACUGUAUGGUUUUCUUAUUCUUAUAACUUGGCUCUGUAUUUUGCAGUUAGAGGCACUUUGUUCCAUCUGCCUCUGAGGAAGUAGAGAGGCUGGAAGAAACGUGAAUGUUUCAGUAACAUCUCCCCUCUUAAUAAAGUCAUCACUGUCUCAAACAA